Molecule: messenger RNA, 1181 nt
Organism: Exophiala viscosa
Lineage: Eukaryota; Fungi; Ascomycota; Eurotiomycetes; Chaetothyriales; Herpotrichiellaceae
Exons: 3
Coding region: 172-1050 (292 amino acids)
Source: RefSeq, a predicted model, not a curated record
GUCUUCAGGGAUUUAUUGAAUCAUAUGCAAAUUCCACCGAUGUUCGUCAAGCCUAUGACCGAGUACAGUGGCCAUUACUCGACAUUUAUCAAUUAUGAAGAGCGAGAUGGCCAGGUUCUGCCGGAGUCAAUAUGUAGGUCCUGAGGCGAGUCCGUUAAGCUAGCUGACAUAAUGGCAGGGGUCAUGAUUUCCACACCACCCACGACGUGGGGGGCGUUCUCGUGUUGUCUCCGGAUCCACCUCGAUAACAGUAGGGUAUCUGGCAUUCUUCUAUAUAGCGACCGAGGUCAGCCGCGCGAUAUACCUCAUUUACUUCGAAGCCGACAAGGGGCUCUUUCGAUAUCGCCGGUAUUAUUCCUAGUAUCAAUAUUCGAGGCUCUCGGGGUGGACAGACGUAUUGACGAGGCCAGGCUGGCCGGUGCCAUCCAGACAGCAGAGCAAAGGACAGGAUUCUGGGAGGAGAUGAGCUCAACCAUAGCCGCUUCGCAGUACGAGCAGUGGAACAAACAAGUACAUCACUGCAGAAUAUGGUUGUCCAUGUUACAGCGACGAGCGAACUUCCAACAAGAGCUUGGACAAUUUCUGCACGAUUGCGUCGAUCUUGUUAACCAGUUACGAGCUGAACGUGGGAUGGGUCCGGAACCCAGAUGGAGGCGAAGCGCGGUGCUGCAGGUCGUAAAAUAUCAGAUGACAACAUGCAGGCGUCUGCAGACUGAGUUGGAAUUGUUGCACGAACGUAUCCAGGUACAGGUUGAUGUUAUGCGUGGCUUUAUCGCUCAGCGAGACGCUCAAGCCAAUAUCUCUCUGGCUAUUACAGCGCAACAGGACAGCGGAGCCGUGAGGACUAUUGCGGUAGUCACUCUCUUUUUCCUACCAGCGACGUUAAUCUCGGCUAUUUUCAGUUCGGGCGUGAUUAUUUCUGCGCCGGAAUUGUGGUGGGUGUUUAUGCUUGCGAUUGUCCUUUCGACGCUCGUAGUAUUUACUUUGUGGUUCUUGUAUAUACGUUAUCGUGCCAAGAGGACUGGUAGAAUAGUUUCUCAUGGGGAGUAGGGGGUGGUGUAGCACAUUACUGUGGCUUGACAGGUGCAUUUAGUGUAGUCGUUUCACACGUCGACGGGGGAGCCGGGACAGGGUGCGAAAUCGUCCGAAGUCGGGUUGUCGCCGUCGUCUGCCGAAACUGU